AAUCGCUUCUUCGCAGAACGCAGUCGCCCAGCGGUAGUUCGCCCAAAGCCGCCCCGUCGGGCGAUGUGAUCGCACAUCCGCAGCUCAACGCUCCUGUCGAACGCAACGCCAUCGCCGAUCGGUUCGCUGAUGACACCGCAGCGGCCGCCCCGCCGCAGGGCGCAAUCGGUGGGCAACUCCAACAACUAUGGCUCGACCCCAACGCCAGCUUCCCAUACGCCACGAGGAUCACUCUUUACGGCCAACGACGAAGAUGUCUGCUACGUGCGAAUCAAAGUGCUGUCGGCGAAUUCACUCGCCAAAAAGGACAUCUUCGGCUACAGCGAUCCAUACGUGAAGAUCGAGCAGAACACGAUCACCGGCGACGUUAACGUAACUCAGGUGGUGACCAAAACGAAGCGAAGGACGCUAAAUCCGAUUUGGGACGAAGAGUUUAUACUUCGAGUCAAACCGAACGAACACAAGCUUGUGCUGCAGGUGUUUGACGAAAAUCGCCUCACGCGCGAUGGCUUCAUGGGGCUGGUCGAUCUGACGCUGAUCAACUUGCCGCGUGAACAGGAGGGCCGAACGAUCGCGUUCAAAACGUAUCCGCUGCGCUCCAAGCGGCAGUCCAGUUUGCGCGGGACCAAAGUGCGCGGUUCGCUCGUCCUCUACCAUGCGAUCAUGCGCGACGAUGAUCCGCUCGUUGUGCGAACAUUUGGAGGUGGAAGUGCCAGUGCCGCCCAAGCGGCCGGAACGGCCUGGUCCCCGGUGAGCAGCGGUGAUCGAACGUCGUCACCUGCAGCGGCCAGCACACCCGUUCUAACGACGGCGCCAUCGCAGGCGGCGGGGCCAAAUUUGCAUCAGCUGCAACAGCACCACUACCAUGAGCGGCAACAGCAACCGGAACCACUGCCACCGGGCUGGGAGGUGCGACAGGAUCCGGUCGGCAGGACGUACUACGUGAACCACAUUGCCCGGACCACCCAGUGGGAGCGGCCCAGCAUUCUGUACGCUCAACCGGGGCUGAACGAAAUGGUGGCCGCAUUUCAGCGACGGUUUCAUAUCAGCAACGUUCCGGACAAUGGCAACAACAGCAGCCAGCUGGCGGACAGUGUCAGUAUUACUUCGGAAGUUGGUGGCACUGGCAGUGCAGCUGCGCCGGCAGGAGGCUCUCCGCUCCCACCGCUCGCUGACCGAUCGUUAAACAAUUCGACGGUCAGCCUCAGCCCGUCCGCUUCAGGGCGGAACGAAGGCGGCUCCCAGCUAUCGCCGUCGACGUCGAACACAUCAAUCGCCAGCACCAGCCGCCCGACGCGUCCUGCACCACCACCACCUCCUCCGGCACGCUCUAGUCCAACGGGUACACCGACGCCCAGGCCGCGACGUCUAUUAGCGCCAUCGGACGUGGCUACCCCGAACGAGGAGAGUAGCGAACGACCCACGGAAAACGGUGAUCUUCCGGCGAGCAGCGAAUCCAAUGGCGGCAGCACCGUGUCCGUUCGUAGCAGCAGCAUCACCCCGGUCAAUGGUGACGAUGGUGAAGAUGAGAGUUCGGCCAGCGCACCAGAGUCGAAUGAAGUCGGGAUGUCUUCCCCCCCAAGUGGCCAACCCAACAGCAGUGCUGGAACCGUUCCGGCGCACGCAUCGCGAUCGGACUCACCGGCACUGUCGGGCAGUUCGAGUGCGCCUCCGACAGUCGGAACUGCGUCUUCAACUGCUGCUACUGCUGCUGCUGCUGCUGCUGUAGCACCAGCUCCUAGUGCUGCAGGUCUUCCACCCGGUUGGGCAGUACAGACAGCGGCCAACGGGCGUCUUUUCUUCAUUGAUCACAUCCACAAAACGACAUCCUGGGUCGAUCCGCGUACCGGCCUCGCAAGCCCCAUUCCUAAUGCACCCGGCUCAGUUGCCAACGGUGCGGCCGGAUCUGGAACGGCCAACGGAGCACUCAGCAAUGGGCAAGAUUCGCGCUCAACGGACGACAAUCUGGGCCCGCUGCCCGAGGGCUGGGAGGAACGGGUCCACACCGAUGGGCGCACGUUCUUUAUCGAUCACAACACGCGCAUCACGCAGUGGGAUGAUCCACGACUUUCGAACCCGAAAAUUGCCGGCCAGGUAGUGCCGUACUCGCGCGACUAUAAGCAAAAGUAUGAAUUCUUCAAAAACCAGCUCCACAAGCCGAACAACGUGCCGAACAAGAUCGACAUCAAGGUGAAGCGGGCCUCGAUCUUCGAGGACUCGUAUCGGGUGAUUAACUCGGUCACGAGGACCGAUCUGCUGAAGACGAAGCUGUGGGUCGAGUUUGAGGGUGAGACCGGUCUCGACUACGGUGGAUUGGCACGUGAGUGGUUCUAUCUGCUGUCGAAGGAGAUGUUCAAUCCGUACUAUGGGCUGUUUGAGUACUCGGCGAUGGAUAACUAUACGCUGCAGAUCAAUCCGGACAGUGGUCUGUGCAACGAGGAGCAUCUCAACUACUUCCGCUUUAUUGGCCGAAUCGCCGGAAUGGCCAUCUACCACGGUAAGCUGCUCGAUGCGUUCUUCAUUCGGCCAUUCUACAAAAUGAUGCUCCAGAAGCCGAUCGAUCUAAAGGAUAUGGAGGCGGUCGAUACGGAGUACUACAACUCGCUGCUCUACAUCAAGGAGAACGAUCCGAGCCCGUUGGCCGUAACGUUCAGUCUGAACGACGAGCGGUUGGGCGCGAUGCACCAGCACGACCUGAAACCGAACGGUGCCGAUCUGGAAGUGACGAACGACAACAAGGACGAGUACAUUCGGUUGGUGAUCGAUUGGAAGUUUGAGGCCCGCGUUAAGGAUCAGAUGCAAGCGUUCCUCGAAGGGGUCAGUUCGCUGCUUCCGCUUAAUCUACUUAAAAUUUUCGACGAGAACGAACUCGAACUGCUGAUGUGCGGCAUUCAGAGCAUCGACGUGAACGAUUGGAAGAAAAACACGAUGUACAAGGGUGAUUACUACGCGAACCAUGCGGUCGUGCUGUGGUUCUGGCGGGCGGUGCUUACGUUCAACAAUGAAAUGCGCGCCCGGUUGCUGCAAUUUGUGACCGGAACGUCGCGGGUCCCGAUGAACGGCUUCAAGGAGCUGUACGGCUCGAACGGUCCACAACUGUUUACGAUCGAAAAGUGGGGCACAGUCAACAACUUUCCACGGGCCCACACAUGCUUUAAUCGACUAGAUCUGCCGCCGUAUGAAAGUUAUACCCAACUGAAGCAUAAACUGAUCAGCGCAAUCGAAGGCAGUCAAGGAUUUGCGGGCGUAGAUUAGUCUGUUGCUCUGCGGCGAUAACGGCACCAGAAUGGGCCCGACGCGAUUCGUCAUGCCGUUGAGUUUACUUUCGAUAUGAAACGAAAGAACAUUCCGAUGAAGAAAGGUGGAACGGAUGAAAUGGACUUCAGCAAUCAGUCGGAAAAGAAUCAGUUCUGGGUGGGUUAUUAUGUGAUUUGAAAACAGUACGCGCAUUUGGUGGCAUUGUGUGUGCUGAAUGCCAACACUUCGGGGGUAGUAUUAUUGCUGCUUCAAGCGCGAGCAAAAUAGAAAAAAGGUUUCGAUUUCUCGAAACUGGAAAAAAAUUAUUUUAAAUGAGUAAUCGUUCAUGGAACGUUGCUAAACGUUCUGCCCGAGGAACGUUCACCAAAAAUAUAUGCUGAAUUGCAACGAGAUUCACUAUUUGCACGAAAAUGAAGCCAAAAAAUGGGUAGAUCAGUGGUUGCGGUCCUGAAAUGACGACUGUGGACAUUGCGCACACAUGAGAGAAACAUGUUUGGAUCGAUAACGUAGAGAUUGUUACAGAACUUGUCCUUCAGUGCCUUCCGGUGGUUUUCAAUUUAGGUUUUUUUUCUAUUCGUUCAUAUUACGUUUAAUCUGUUGCUCAAUUUACAAUCGGAUUUGCACCCUUACUA
This is a messenger RNA of Anopheles cruzii, 3890 nucleotides long. RefSeq names its product E3 ubiquitin-protein ligase Nedd-4-like. Bases 130 to 3255 code for a protein of 1041 amino acids. Lineage: Eukaryota; Metazoa; Arthropoda; Insecta; Diptera; Culicidae. The transcript is spliced from 7 exons. The record is from RefSeq and is a predicted model, not a curated record. Gene Ontology annotation, biological process: regulation of dendrite morphogenesis. Gene Ontology annotation, molecular function: protein binding; ubiquitin-protein transferase activity; sodium channel inhibitor activity.